Messenger RNA from Vitis riparia (riverbank grape), 531 nucleotides. RefSeq names its product polcalcin Che a 3-like. The record is from RefSeq and is a predicted model, not a curated record. The coding region runs from base 108 to 362 and encodes 84 amino acids. Gene Ontology annotation, molecular function: calcium ion binding. Lineage: Eukaryota; Viridiplantae; Streptophyta; Magnoliopsida; Vitales; Vitaceae. The transcript has a single exon.
UCAAUUCCCAUCCAUUAUCAAAGAAUUAACCCCACACUUUGAUUGAACAUUGCCCAUCACCCCCAUCACAUUUCAUAUAGCUUGUCAAUCAAAAGCAGAAGGCAAAAAUGGCAGAUAACCCCCAAGACCAAGAGGAGAGGGAGAGAAUCUUCAAAAGGUUUGACACCAAUGGGGAUGGGAAGAUAUCAUCAACGGAGCUGGGCGAUGCCCUAAAAACAUUGGGUUCUGUUUCAGCAGAUGAAGUUCAGCGUAUGAUGCAGGAGAUUGACACGGAUGGCGAUGGUUUCAUUUCAUUUGAUGAAUUUGCAGACUUCCACCGUGCCAACCGUGGCUUGAUGAAGGAUGUUGCUAAGGUUUUUUAAUUUCUUUUAUAUUUAUUUUUAUAUAAAUAUGUGUUGUUUUUUCAUAUUUGUUUUUGCUUUCACCCCCAACCCCAAGAGUUGCAGUCGCCAUUUUGAUGUGUCUCAUUUUUGUUUUCUUUGUUAUAAUGUAAUAGAAUUGUGUUGGAAGUUUCCUAAGCAUCACGUGUAA